Messenger RNA from Penaeus monodon (black tiger shrimp), 1166 nucleotides. RefSeq names its product synaptotagmin-7-like (gene Syt7). Lineage: Eukaryota; Metazoa; Arthropoda; Malacostraca; Decapoda; Penaeidae. The record is from RefSeq and is a predicted model, not a curated record. Gene Ontology annotation, cellular component: membrane; synapse; axon. Gene Ontology annotation, biological process: cellular response to calcium ion; regulation of dopamine secretion; regulation of calcium ion-dependent exocytosis. Gene Ontology annotation, molecular function: clathrin binding; calcium ion binding; calcium-dependent phospholipid binding.
UGUCCGGUGUGGCGGGGGGCGUAGCCUCAGCGACAGACGACAAGGAUGGCCAGGGGCGGGGUCUCGUGCCCGUCAACAAGAACCUGGGCAAUGUCAAGGCAGAGCACGGUGCCCAUCCCUCGAUGGCGUUUUUCCAGAACCGAUCCCUCAGCCUCGUGGACAUGUACAUCGACACCUCUGAGCCCACUGAGAACGUCGGCCAGAUCCAGUUCUCACUCGAGUAUAACUUCAAUGAGAUGACACUUAUACUCAGGAUUAUGCAGGCCAAGGAACUCCCGGCUAAGGACUUGAGUGGAACGAGCGAUCCUUACGUGCGGGUCACUCUCCUCCCCGACAAGAAACACAAGUUGGAGACUAAGAUCAAGCGACGAACACUUCACCCGAAGUGGCACGAGACCUUCUACUUCGAAGGUUUCCCGAUCCAGAAGCUGCAGAGCCGAGUCCUUCACCUCCACGUCUUCGAUUACGAUCGCUUUUCGAGGGACGACUCUAUAGGCGAGGUCCACAUCCCCCUCUGCCAGGUGGAUUUCUCUGAGAAGAACAACACGUUCUGGAAAGCCCUGCGGCCUCUGGAGAAGAACAAAUGUGGAGAGAUCUUGUGUUCUCUCAUGUACCAACCCUCGACGUCUGAGCUCACGCUCACUGUUAUCAAAUGCCGCAAUCUGAAGGCGAAAGACAUUAAUGGCAAAUCAGAUCCGUACGUGAAAGUCUGGCUGUACUUUGGCGAGAAGCGGAUAGAGAAGAAGAAGUCCGAGGUCCAGUUCUGCACACUCAACCCCGAGUUCCACUUCAGCGUCAAGUUCGACGUUCCGUGGGAGAGGAUUAGGGAGUGCCAGCUCAACGUAACGGUGAUGGACCAUGACAAAGUUGGGAGGAACGAAGCCAUCGGGAAGAUCAUGCUGGGCAAGGCUGGCAGCGGCACCUCGGAGACCAAGCAUUGGAGCGACAUGAUCACGAAGCCCCGGCAAAACGUCGUCCAGUGGCAUCGCCUCAAGCCCGAGUGAAGCGCGUGCCCUCGUACCCCAUGCCCACCCUCCCCACCGCCCUUCCCUCCCCCUCCGCAGCGCAGGGCGACCGCCGCGGCUGGAGGGCGUCCCAUUCGCUCAAUCGAGGACACGCAUCAAGUGACAGUUUUUAAGAAAAGAUAUAUAUGACGCAGAUUGUGA